Entamoeba dispar SAW760 is the source of this 2763-nucleotide messenger RNA. RefSeq lists its product as uncharacterized. The coding region runs from base 1 to 2763 and encodes 920 amino acids. The transcript has 2 exons. Lineage: Eukaryota; Evosea; Mastigamoebida; Endamoebidae. Gene Ontology annotation, biological process: dephosphorylation. Gene Ontology annotation, molecular function: phosphatase activity. The record is from RefSeq and is a predicted model, not a curated record.
AUGACCUCUAUUGUGAAACAGGUACCUCACCUUUCUUUUAAAUUAGUUAAAUUUACUAGUGUCUUAGAAGAGUAUUGGUCUGUAGUUGUUUUUCAUGUUAGUGUAGAGUCUUCUAAUGGAAGUUAUACUUUAUAUAGAACAUCUGAACAGCUAAUAGGUAUUCUCUGUUCUUGUAUAAAAGGAAUUGAACCUUUACCAAUGGAUAAAGACAUUGAAUGGUUGAAAAGUACUGAACCUUUAUUUUAUACUAAGAGAUAUCUCUUAAUUUUUAAUAAAUGUAUUGAAAAAUUAUUAGAGAUUCCAGAAUUUAUGAAAGAGUUAAGGAAACAAAAAUUAUUAAGAAAAGACUUUCUUCCUCCUUUAAAUUCACUUAAAUUUACUAAAAAAGGAAAAGUUUUAUUCCAUAGAAAUGAUGACCCUGAAGAUUUAAUGAUUAAUGUAACUUUAAUGUUAUGUACAUCUCAGUUACCAUAUCUUUAUGUCUAUAUUACUAACAACCCUGUCAGUGUCCCUUAUAUAACCAUACAACUACCUCCAAUUUUAGUUCAAUUAUCUCAACAAUCAAAUGGCGCUUUUAUAGUUCAGACACCUACACAAUCAUAUACUUUUUAUGUUUCAAUGGUAGAUGAAGCCAAUAAAUGGGUUCACUCAAUUAAUAAAAGUACAAUCAGAACAAUAAUUUGUCCAAAGGGAUUAUUAGCUCUUGUAAAUUCUCCUCGUUCAUCUCCUAAAUCAAGUAGAACACCAAGGAAGAAUAUGACUUCAAAAGAGUCAAAUGGUAUCUUAUUAUUAACAUCAUAUAACAAUGAAACAAAUUCAUUACAAAAGAAAAUAUUAAAAGAUCAACUAAGAUUAAUGGCUACAAUCAAUAUCACUGGACUUAUUCAGACAUUAAAUGAACGACACGUUACAAUGAAAAUUGAUCAACUAAAACAAGUAUUAACUUUAGUAUUAUUUGGUGCAGAAAUAACAACAUUAGAAAAUGUUAUUGGUGAAAUUGGAUUCUUUUCAGAAUCAGGUCUUGUUAAUGAAACAAUUGAUAUCAACGAGUUACAUGGAAGUGUUAUUUUUGCUUUAAAAGAAGAUUCAAAAAUCCCAAAUUUACAUGGAUAUUCAAGAAAUUUAGAUGGUAAAGAAAAAAGUCAUAUUCUUUUGGCUAUUAACAGAAUGUCUUCUUCUCAAAAUGAAAACAAAUGUAAUAUAGAAUAUCCAUUAUUUCCAGGAGAAAAUAUCAUAAGUAUUAUUCCUGAAACAAUUCAUCUUCAUUUUAAUCAAACAAAGAGUAGUGUACAACCAAUCUUUGGUACGGUUAUUGUAACUACUGCUCGUUUUAUAUUUAAACAACAAAAACAAUUGUUAGAGAUAGACAAAUCAAAAGAUCUUCUUAGAACUUCUGAACAUUGUUCUGGUACAUUUCAUAUUCCAGUUCCAUCAAUUAAAAAAAUUAAAGUGAGAAGUAUUGAAUUGGAGUCAAUAAAAAAAUUUUAUACUUUGUUGAUUAUCACAAAAUACUUCAAUUAUUUCUAUAUUGGUUAUUUCACUGAUGAAGCUCAAGCAUUAAAAUUACAAGAAACAUUAUUAAGUCUAAUAGAAAAGAAUGCCCAGAUAGAAUUAUUCUCUAUGGGUGGACCAAUAGAAGAUCGAAUGAAAUUGAUUAGAGAAGAUUUUACAAGACUCAAGAUUGAAAAAUACCCUGCAUUAAAAGUAUGGAUUCAACAACUUUGUCCAACAUAUCCUCCUUGUGUUGUUAUACCUUCAAUAUUUAAUGAAGAAGAACUACAACAAUGUAUACAAUUUAGGAGCAAAGGAAGAAUUCCUAUUGUUUCUUGGAUAUCUGAAGGAAAUGGAUUAUUAGUUAGAAGUAGUCAACCUGCAACAGGUAUUACUUCUUCUAGAAGUAAAAUUGAUGAACAAAUGUUAACUGAAUAUGCCAUGAUGAGUCGAACACAUUCAAUCAAAAUUUAUGAUGCACGACCAAAAUUAAAUGCUAACGUAAACAGAGUAAAGGGAAUGGGAAGUGAAAAUAUGAAGAAUUAUGGUAAUGCCACAAUAACAUUUCUAAAUAUUGAUAACAUCCAUAAAAUGAGAGACGCUGAAGAUGGAUUGUUUACUAUAACCGAAUCACCUUUAAGUGAAGAAAAUAAAAGUAUAUGGUUAAAACAUAUUAAAAAGAUUAUUAAAGGUGUUUGUGAACUUUGUACUAGUAUUAUUAAUGGUAAUAGUGUUCUAGUUCAUUGUUCAGAUGGGUGGGAUAGAACAAGUCAACUAACAUCAUUAACAAUGAUUAUAAUGGACCCUUAUUAUCGUACUUUUAAGGGGUUUGAAACAAUAAUUGAAAAAGAGUGGAGUUUAAGUGGUCAUAAAUUUAGUGAUAGAUGUAGACACUUAAAUGGAUCACAAAGUAUUUCUGAAACUUCACCUAUAUUUUUACAAUUUAUUGAUAGUGUUUAUCAACUCUAUUCAUUAUUUCCAAAUGAAUUUGAAUUUAAUGAAGUUUUCUUAAAAGAAUUACUCUUUCAAUUAUAUUCUUGUUAUUUCUGUAACUUCCGCUUUAAUUGCUGGAAUGAAUUUAAUUCUUUUGGGAACCGAGUAAUGAACUUUUAUUCUUUCCUUGAUUCUGAAGAAGAAAUUUUAUUUGGUUUUAGUAAUGAAUUAUUUAAUCCUCAAUCUAAAGUGUUAUCUCUAGAUAUCAUUAAACAGAAACAACCUAUAUUUUGGUAUAAUUAUUAUGGGGGUUAUUCAAAAACCCACAAUUACAUGUAA